Aegilops tauschii subsp. strangulata is the source of this 447-nucleotide messenger RNA. Lineage: Eukaryota; Viridiplantae; Streptophyta; Magnoliopsida; Poales; Poaceae. The record is from RefSeq and is a predicted model, not a curated record.
AUGCGACGCACGGGCGCGCGCGGCCACGUGAGCUCGUGCACGGGCACGGGAUGGCGCGGGCGCACGGUGACCGCGGGGACAGAGAAGGAAGAGGCCUGGGGCCUCACCGUGAUUCGUAGGGACGGGGGCAGCGGGGGUCGGGUGGUCGACGGGGACGACGACGGAGAGCAAGCAGGCCGGUGGGGAGGAGGAGGCAGGCCGGCGAUGGCGUCGGCGAGCGGGCGUCCAGCGCUCCAGAUCGGGGCAGGAGGGAGGAGCUGCGAGGAGGAGACGAGGCAGUCCGGUGGGGAGGCGGCGCCGGCGUGUUGGCGUCGAACGACGGCGGGGAGCGGGGCGACGGGCGCGACAGGGUCGGGGCACAGCGAGCGCAGGGGGGCGCCGCCCCCGAUCCAGAACGUGGGGGGAGGAGGAGCGAGGGGAGUGGGGAUCAGGGGGUGCGGGGGUUAG